UGGCUCAUACGCUCGUGUUGAUGAGACAUCAGUAGUUGCCGAUUCUGUGCUGACAGACUUAUUGCGAAGAUACGUGGAAAGGAAUGUCGCCUUCGCUAGAAAGGAGCUCCUUUACCCAAAGCACAAACAACGGUAUCCCUGCAUGUGACAUCAAAUCGACUGCCUUCUGGCACGUAGGCCGCCCACUAGGGGGAACCAGUGACCACAAGAGAAUCUGUCGAAAUCUACGUAGACACGCAGCCAUGUUGCUCUCCCGUGCGGCGACGGGACGUGCGUAUUCGUGUGCAGCUGGUCUGGUGGGGCAGCGCCAGCUUCCGUCUACUUAAGUGACGUUCAGGUUGGGUGAGAAAGACAAAAAAGUAAGGUUGAACUUCAGCCGCUUUGACUUUUCGGUCAAAAGUAGAGAUCAGUGUGUCCUCCAUGCGAUCAUCUGCGAUAUCAACACUUGUACUUUUUCGGAUCAAAGGAACUCAUUGUCCCCUCUCUCUCUGUCAUCGAAAUCGACUCAGCAAACUUCUGCUGAGUGCACGUCGGUGGGAGCGAAGGCGCGGUCAUCUGUACUCUCUGCGAUAUUUCGACCCACCUGCGACCCUUUUUCUGGAGAGCAAUUGUUUAAUGACAUGAAAACGCUCCACUAGUCAUUCUCCGGGAGCAGACGCUGAAACCAGAUCGGGUGCUCCUGCCUUCUGCAAAUGCCGUUGUUCUCGUCGUCCCCGGAGUUGUCAGCAUGAAGGCUGUUGCACUCAGAGGCUUUUGGCUCACCAUCCUCCUGGGAGUCUUCAUACCGCGCACCGCAUCUAAAUCAAGUGGGCUGACCUCCGCUGCUCCGGAUUUCACCGUCACAAUUCCCAAAGAAGGACUUCCAGCCGAUCGUCAGGAAGUCUUCUCCCUCCGGCCGUCUGGGAUUCUUCGUGUCAUCGACGAGACAGGUGAAGCCGUCUAUAUGCCCCAGGCGACCGCUGACUCUGACUCUUCUUCUGUGGAUCCCUCUAAAGAGACGCUCAAAGCCUCUGACGCGGUUUCAACACAAACCUAUGGUGACGCGUACGCAUUCGUGAACGGAAAAUGCGACUUCAGGGAGACAAUCAAGUACAAAGACACAUUUGCCGGGUACACAGCGCCAUUGUGGGUUCGUGUUACCUCUGAUGCGUCGAUGACACCAGAAACGUCGUCGAGCGCGGUUGUCAACUACACAUUCACGAAUCCUCCUAAAGAGUAUUUGAGUGAGGUGGUGAGUUUCUGCGUGAUUUUCAAGACACGCUUGGCUUCUGGAUCAACAUCGUCAUCGCCUGCAGUGACAAAGCCGACGGAGCCAUCAGGCGCGGCGCCACAGUCCACCAGCGCCACGCUAUCAGUGCCUGCAGCAGAACAGAAUACAUCGCAACAUUAUGGUGAUUCAGGAACUGGUCAUGAAUCAGUUCCCGAAGGGAAACCUGAUCUUGGAAAAGAUGACAAAGUGAAUAAGGAGAUACAUGGACCGAAGGGUGGACCCGGUCCGACGGGUCCAGUGGUUCCCCUACAAAAGGAACCGGGGCAAUCCCCAGACACGCCGGGCCCUCUUACCCCACACGACGGCACGGCAUCUCCCAAGAGAAAAACAGAGGAGGACAACGGAAAGUCUGGAGUAGCACCAAAACAACCAGUCCCCGUAAAACCUGCUGCUACAAAGCCAUCAACCACAAGACAUCCCUAUGCUAGCGAAUCACCCUCUGACAGAGCAGCCCACCCUGCGGACGACGAUCGCGGCUAUAGCAUUAGUGGAAGCAAAUACCAUAAGCAAGGUGGUGACGAAAAAAGUGUACGCGACAGUGAAGUCGCCGCGACAGGUCCUGGGGAGCAUUUGCAUGUGGAGCAGGACAGACGCAAGGGCGACGACGUCGCACAUAACGCUGAAGAGGAAGCAGCCUCUGAGGCAGCCAGUAAGGGAGGGAGCAUGGUAAACGAUGAGGUACAAGGGGGAAAGCUGGGCAACGACGACCACCCUGAAUCUGCAGAGACGAGUUUGCAGGGGGGACACAGAAACAUACUCCAGGAAGAACACGUUGAUUCUAAGGAUCCGGCUGAAAUCGAGAAGGCACACACGAGGAGGCUUUCUGACACAGUCACUCCGGAAAGUGCACACCUGACCAUCGUCAUACACUCUGCUGCGUGGGGUCUUGCAGGUGGGCGGGCAGCAAUCCCGGCUUUCGUUCUUUCCUGUGCAGCUGCACUGUUCUCCACAUUGUAGAUGUGUGGCGCAGCAGCACAUUGAUGGCAGACCAGAAGUGACCUCAGGCAGCCCAGAAAGCAAAAACAACGAGAUUAUGCGCCGUUGAGAGUUACGAGGGAAUGAAUGAGUGUUCAGAGUAUAAUGCUUUGGCGUUUGAUCGUGUUACUCAACUUUGUUUCUGCCAAUGUCAACUUUGAGGAAACAGUGUCAUCCCGAAGCGACGUGUCUAGCGCAGGAGAAUUACGGGUUGUAAUGACGUUUUUCCAAUGACGAUUCAUAUGAAUGCACAACGCUCG
This is a messenger RNA of Toxoplasma gondii ME49, 2505 nucleotides long. Its product is annotated as Toxoplasma gondii family A protein. The record is from RefSeq and is a predicted model, not a curated record. Bases 728 to 2227 code for a protein of 499 amino acids. Lineage: Eukaryota; Apicomplexa; Conoidasida; Eucoccidiorida; Sarcocystidae. The transcript has a single exon.